Molecule: messenger RNA, 5010 nt
Organism: Drosophila guanche
Lineage: Eukaryota; Metazoa; Arthropoda; Insecta; Diptera; Drosophilidae
Gene: qin
Exons: 8
Coding region: 156-4847 (1563 amino acids)
Source: RefSeq, a predicted model, not a curated record
GCAAUUGCAAGCAGUGCGAUGCCUUAUACUGCAAGGACUGCUUCGAGUCUGUGCACCAACACAGUCGCGCACUGAAGGCGCACGCCUUCAAGUACCUGAACGAGGGUGCCGGUGAUACACGCAAAUGCAUAGUCGUAGGCAAUGACGCCUUCGUCAUGCCCUACCAGAUGAACUGCAACGUCCACCUGAUGGUCUGCAACAUCUACUGCCGACGCUGCAAGGUGACCGUCUGCGGCAAGUGCGUGGACAAAUACCACGAGGAACACCAGCACCAACCGCUGUCGGAAAUAAAUCUCCGCUAUGAAUCCGAGAUACCGGCCUGCAAGAUCUCCCUGGAGUCUGCGCUGCGCAACAUUCACAACGGCCAGGCGCUGGUGCGCUCGGUCAGUGCGCAGCAGAGCGGCUAUGCUGCCGAUGCGCUGGCCGACAUACAGCUGCGCUAUGGCCAUCUGCAUGGACGCCUGCAAGUGUCCGAGCAGCGGCUCAUCGAGAAGCUGCGCGAGGCGAGCCUGCCGGGCCAAUUGGAGCUGCAGCAAGCGUUGGAUAUGCUGGAGGGCUAUGAGGAUGUCAUCAAGCAACUGCAGCAGCUGCUGUCAACGGGCAGUGAAGUGCCCAAGAACUUGAAGCUCAAGGAAUUGCUGCAGCUGGCGGGCGAGCAUUUGGAGAAAAUUCCAGUUGAUGUAAAAGUGAACAAGCAGAAUGGCAAUCCCUACAGUUUGUCCAGCACUCAGCUGGAGAACUGGGAACAUUUCCAGUGCGACUACAUGGAUCCGCGUAUUGUGGUGGAUUUUCGCAGCAAUUACGCGCCCCAAGGCGGCAGCUGCACGUCCAGCGAGAGUUCAUCAUUUGUCAGUGAGCCACGAGAGCGAGAUCAAAAUCGUAAACGAAACUUCCAUUGGCGUGAGAAUUUGGAGCGCACAUUCCUAGCCAUGGACAUAAGCACGAAUGAAAAGGUUUGGCCUGCGCCCAUCGAUUGGUUCAAGACGAAUGCUCUGGUGAGUGUUUUAUGCAUCAACUCGCCGGAGGACUUCUAUGUCCAAGGCGUCGAGGCGGCGCAGCAAUUGCGCGAGGCACUCGUCGCGUAUGCACAGACGCCCAGCUCCACGCCCACGCGGAUUGUGGCGGGUGAGCUUUACAUGGCCUACAGCAAGCAGGAGGAUCGCUAUCAUCGCGUGGUAGUCACUCGGCAACUGGCAGAUCAAGCAAACACCUACGAAGUCUUUCUGCCAGACAUUGGACUGACGAUGAAGCUGCACAGCAGCAACUUCCAUGAGCUGCCUUAUGGUUUGACGCUGCUUCCAUUUGCGGCGGUACACUGCUGCCUGAGCGAUCUGAAGCCACGCCAAUCGAAGUGGUGGAGUGCGCUGGAAACCGCACACUUUAAGAUGGUGCUGAAGAACCAACCUGUGAAUGUGAUCGUCACAUCCCAAAUGCAGCAUCAACGCCACGAAGUGCAUCUCAUCAACCCCGAGUCAAAGAUUUCGCUGCGCGAUUCCUUUCUGUACACGGGACUGGCGCGCAAUCGUAGCGGCGAUUGGGAGUCCCCAUGGGCCACGUCGGAGCAGCGCAUACCAAAGGCCAAGCAUGACGUUGGCGCUGUGCUGAUGAUACAAAUGCUGCAUGUCAAUCAUCCGCAGGAGUUCUAUGUGAUGCGGCACGACUACGAGGGCAAGCGCUCCGAGCUGGAGGACUCGCUGAAGAGCACCAUGGAUCGCAUGGAUCUCAGCAGUUUGCAGAACAUUUUUGUGGGGCAACUGGAAAUGGGUUGCGUGAUGCAGUUGGAGGAGCGUUGGGUGCGCGUUGCCAUCGAAAUGGUGCAGAACAAUGGCUUCGUGCUGGUGCGCCUUGUGGACUUUGGCUCCACACUGCAGGUGCCCUGGGAUCGGCUGUACGCACUGCCCAAGGCAUUCAUGCAGAAGCAGCGAGAACUCAGCAUCAAGUGCUGCCUGGCCGAUGUGGAGACGCUGCAGGCGAACGACUACGCGUGGACCCCGGAGGCCAUUGCUGCCUUCAAGCAGCUAACAUCGAACCCCAAGCUGCGCAUGGAGGUGAUCAGCGUGCAGCGGAAUGUGCAUCGUGUAACGCUGGACAUCGUACGCUCCGGCGUGGAGUCUGUCAGCGUUGGCGUCCAAAUGGUGGCGCUCGGGCACUGCGCCUCGAAUGGCGAGAGCAGCCAGAAGGCAGACACUGAGGCUCGCACACUGCCCCUCGAUGUGGACGCGCGCAAGCUCCUCGAACAGCAAAAGGGCUUGGAGAGCGAGUCCCAGUCGCAGUCGCAGUCCGAGAAGCAGAGCAAAAAGUAUGCGCACGUGGAGCUGCUGUGCGUGCAGCAUCCCGACGAGUUCUAUGUGAUGCUGCACAGCCAUAAGGCAGCUUUAAAGGAUCUGCAGGAUGCUGUGCAGCUAGACGCUGACAUUAGGUACGAUAGUAAUCCCAUCAAGAUCGAUUGGGAGGAGGGCGACAUGUGCUAUGCCAAGGUGCGGGCACAGGGCGACUUGGAGAAGCUCUGGUAUCGCGCCAUCGUGCUGCACGUCACCCUGCCGACCCUGGACAACAGUCUGCCGCUGUAUGAGGUGCAACUGCUUGAUCUGGGCGAAGUGGUGCGGCAUGUGGGGGCUGCUUGUAUGGCCUUGAUGUCCGGAGAGCACCAAAAGAUCGCUGCCAGUGCUCAGCGCUGUCAGAUGUACGGCCUACGACCCAAGAACGCAGAGUGGACAGCGGAUAAUGUUGAUUUCUUCAAGGAUCAGCUGCAGGCCUACGAUCAGCUGUAUGUCAUAAGCCAUGGACGCCAUGGACAGACGCAGCGCGUCGUCUUGUAUGGCUCACACACGGUGAGCAACGGGCCCUUUACGCCCUCGCGUACUCGCUAUGUCAACAUCAACGAGACACUCGUACUCGCCCGAGUGGCUGAGAAGAAUCCCGAUGUGGACUACCGGGACGACAAGGAUGAGGCAACAGACACGUCCACUGAGAAGGAACAGGCGGAGGAGCAAUCGCUUAUAGAUGAAAUCGAUGAUGUGACGAAUGUUACACCAGAAUCGUUCAAGUCGAAGCCGUCACACUUUGAGCACUGCGAAGGUAUGCCGCCCAUGAAACUUCUGCUGGAUCUGGGCCUAGCCAAAGCCACCACGGGACAGGUGAAGCCACCGCCAGCGUGGUUGAAGCCACGGCCAUGCGAGAAAUCUCUCUACACUGGCAGAGUCACAUAUGUGAAUUACGACUGUGCGCCGUACAUGAGUCUGGCCACCGAUAAGCCAUUCAUGGAGCACAUGUGCGCCGUGCUAAAGAAACAUUUCGGUCCGUUGAAGCAGCGUCGCUGUGCUACCACCACCUAUGCGGUGGGACAACCAGUGCUGGUCGUCUAUCAUCUGGACAAGCUGCUGUAUCGCGGCAUUGUGCAGCGUAAAAUGAACGAGAAUAGAAAGUAUCGCGUGUUCUUCGUGGACUAUGGCAACAGUGAGCUGGCCACAGCGCAGGAGCUGCUGCCAUUUGCGCCAUUUCCACAACUGAAUGCACUCUGCUGGCUGGUGAAGAUAGACGGCGUGCGGCCGAAGCGUGGCAGGUACACCAUCAAGGAGCUGGACACCGUGCACAUGAUGCUCGUCAUGAAAGUGUGCAGCGUGAGCGUAAUGGAUUACUGUGGCCCCAAAAGGAUUCCAUCGUGCGCAAUUAAAGUUGAUGCCGCGGACAUAGCCACCAUGAUGAUGCACAGCGGCAUGGCGGUGCCUGUUAAUUCCAAACUGAAUAAGCAAAAGAUCAGCUCCACACCCAAACAAACUUUGGAUGAGUCCAAAGGGUUUGUCGAGCUGCAGACACUGGCUGUGGGUGGUGCCAAAAAGGAGAGGCAGUUUGUGGGUGAUGAAAACAAUUUAACGGCUCUGUCGUCGCCGCCGCUUAAAAAGAAGUUUAAAGUUAAGCAAAAUAAUGCACAGGGACACGAUCAGGAUAUGGACUGCGGUGAUGUCGCAGACAUGAUCCUUGAUGACGAUAGCAGUGUCUCAAUGGAACUGGAGAAUGCAGACACCGACGAGGGCAUUGCCAAUAAGGAUGAUGAGGGGAGGCCAGAUUUUUCCGUGUGCAAGGAACAAUUGAUGCACCGCAUAAGCCUCUCCCAACAGAAAAAAAAGGACCACGCUCCCUUUAUGCCAUUGGACACAUCCACAGUUCGUUCUCUGUAUGCCGGCAUGGACUCGUUCAAGUCGCAAAUUUUGCCGUCUGGUUUAUGCAAUUUCAAGUGCUCCAUCGGCUGCCUAAUCUCAGCGACUGAACUACAAAUUUCGCCCGAUCUCUGGGAGUUUACAAAGCGAGACAUUGGCCUGAUGCAAGAAAUAAGCGCCUUGGUGCAUAAAGCGGCGCCGCUGCUGCCGAUGUUGGAUGAUUUGUGUUUGGCGCGUUACUCCAAGGAUAGGCUGUGGUACCGUGCUAUCAUCAGAGAAGUACACAUGGCCACCAAGCAAGCUACCGUGUACUACGUGGACUUCCAUGACACCGAAACGGUGGACUAUGCCCACCUGAAGGUGAUGCCCGAGCAACUGAUGGCCUUCCCAUUGCGUUCCCUGUGCGUCAAGCUGCACGGGGUGAAGCGGAACAAGAAAUUCGGGUACAAGACCGUUUAUCAGGCACUGGAAGCUUGCCUCGACAAGCAUCCCGAAGUCUUUGCCAGAGUUCAUUGCACCAACUCCAACUAUUCUGGCAGCAAGGAUGACCGCAUCGAUUCUGUUGACUCAUCCAGCGAUUCCAUUUGGACUGGGCACAAGCUCAUCGAAGUUGCACUUUACGAGCGUCCAACCUCGACAAAGCCACUCUAUGAGCCAUUAAUUGAAAAUUGGAUGUUCCUAAAGAAGUGAAAAUAAGCCACCAAAAAAAUAAUUAUAAAACUCCCUAACCUUUCCCUCACGCAUUUUGAAUAUGCGCCAUUAUUUAAUUUUAUUUUUAAAAACAAUAUAAUUAAACUACAUAAUGGAAUAUGUAGCCCAGUUUUUAGUUUCCAGAAUUAUCUAUAUCUAUCUA